AUGGAUGCAGCUGUCAUUGAUGUCAACCUGUUUUCGUGCGUAUGGCUAUCAUUGUAUGUGUGCUAUUCAGCAAGCUACUUGUAUUCUGGUCCUUUGGAAUAUUCAUGGAUGCAGCUAUCAUUGCUAAGUAUCGUUCUAUGGAUUCGGGAAACUGCAUCGUCUACAGCAUCCUUCAGUGUCAGCUUGCCUUAUUACAUCGUUCGAUGGUUUUCGUUACUGUACCACCUAUUGGACACUUCCUUUUAUAAGCAUCUGCAGCGGCAAGGCAACAAGUUCUAUACCUUUUGGUGUCGCCAAGUUUUAUCUCGUCUUAAUGUGGUCCUAGUUGUUGACAACCCUUUCAAUGGAUAUCCUGCUACGCAUGCCUGUUACCGGUGGAUCAUAUCAGCUACAAGCAAGAAGCAGCAAUGA
This is a messenger RNA of Lichtheimia ornata, 411 nucleotides long. RefSeq lists its product as uncharacterized. NCBI's taxonomy places the organism in Eukaryota, Fungi, Mucoromycota, Mucoromycetes, Mucorales, Lichtheimiaceae. The record is from RefSeq and is a predicted model, not a curated record. Bases 1 to 411 code for a protein of 136 amino acids. The transcript is spliced from 2 exons.